Mycena citricolor is the source of this 2691-nucleotide messenger RNA. The record is from the annotation of a GenBank genome assembly. NCBI's taxonomy places the organism in Eukaryota, Fungi, Basidiomycota, Agaricomycetes, Agaricales, Mycenaceae.
CACACAAAAUCGCACGCAUCCAUGAACCACAUGGAUCAUGACCGUCACCUUUCAUCUUUCCAUAACCCCCUGGUCGAGUUUUUGAAGGAGCUCGUGUUGAUCUAAAAUCUAAUCAUGUUAUUGAACUUACAAUACUAGUGAACCACCGACUUCCUCUAUCUGCCACUCUACAUACGACGAGAGGGUCGGGGAAGGGCACCAGACUGGGACUGCUGGAGCAGCUGUGCACCGCUACCGUAUGGUACGUGCUUAUGCGUUGAUGAGCAAACAUCUUCUAGAGUGCCGUCUAUUUGCGUUUCGUGUAUUCAUCCCCGUUAUGCACCCCCAAACGAUUCCACGUGCAGACUCACUCCCGAUCCGCCUACGCUAGUGCUUCGUCUAAGCGCCCGGCGGACAUGAUUCGCCAACCCGCGUGUGCCGCACACUGUCGCGAAUCCAGCGCCCCAUCGACCCACCGCCUACCGCGGCGAUCUCACUGGCAAGCAGCUCGUCGAUGUCCGGCCGUCCCCGCUGAACGCGCACACACGCGAAGCGCUGCAGGCGCGCCAGAUCGGUGUCUGAUUCCUCUGGGCCGGUCGGUGUCUCCAAGUCGUCGUCCACCGCACCGUCGGUGUCCUCCCUGCUCUGCGUGACAUGGAUACGAAUGUCGACGUCGAGCCCCGGGUUGGAUAUGAGUGCCGGGAACAGGAGGGGUGAUAUCGCGGGGAUCUGGUCUGUGGAAGGCCUGAGAUGCGGGUGUGAGGAAGAAGCGGGAGGGAAGGACGCACCAGACUCGCGCACGGACCAAACAAAGACUACGCGUGCACAACACAGAUUGGCCUUCGCGCAUGCGGCUCUGCAUGGCCGUAUCAUCAGAUCGCGUAAACACCACGGCCAGAAGAGCGACACACCGAAGGAGAUCGAGGAGGAGCGGAAGCGUGAACGAGACGCCCGAGCCGCCUGCAAGGAGCAGUACCGAUGCGUACCCCAGUGCACUGGGCGGCGUGCAGUGGGGGCCAUCCACCAGCGCUCCAAAUAUGGCCGGGCCCUUCGCAGCGAGCGCCGCGUCGAGAAGUCGGCGUGUGAAGCCGCGAUGGACACGGAUCAGGAACACCAUCUCACGCAUGGACCUCUGCUUCUGCACCGACGACGACGACGACGAGGCUGAAGACAAGGCGUUGGCUUCUGUGAAUGAGCGCUGUUUCUCCAAUCCCGAGUUACUUGACCCCCCGCCGAUCGACGCCUGAUCCUGCUCACCGUCGCCGAGACUCGCGAUGGAAAACGGGUGCGCCUCCCAAGGUGUCUGGCUGACGUUUGGGAUCGCGAGAUAUGCAAUUUGGGCGGGGCGCCAGCUGGCGCGGCUGGGGAGCAUGAUCGAGACGCGCAGAAAGUGCGGAGAGAUGACGUCGACCGUGGCGUCGAGAAUGUCCGACUGGGCGGCGGAUUUGCCGAGCAGAUAGGUGUACCCGCUGUUGACGAUGAACGUGCGGAUGAAGCGCAGGGCACGGUCGAAGGCCCAGAUGACGAAGGAGGGCCAAAUAUACAUGGACUUGUGGUGAUACGCCCCGACGAGCAAGAACCUGUCCUCCAAAUGGCCAAUAAGGAACGUCUCGUAGGCGCGUUGCCGGAUCAGACGCACGGAGAACGUGCAGAGCAGGGUAAAUGCAGUGACAGCGGUGAUACCCCACCGCACCCACCACAGCUGCAGGAGCGACGUCAUAUAGUGUCCUUGAAUACUGUGCAGUGGGUGUGGAUGAGCUUCAGUGAAUGGAUCGCACAUGGAGAUCAUGACACUCACCUGUGAGCCACCGUGAACCCAGAUCAGCACACACAAGGCGCGCGCGGCCACCCGAUGCAGAAGGUUAAGCUGUGCGCCAGUGAGCUGAGUACGGAUCAAGAUCGGCUGCACGCACCUUAUCCAACGAGAUACCCGUCAGAUCUGUCCAAAAUUAAACGCGACGACCAUCGGAAACUGUGUCGACACGAUGUAGGCUGCGCGACGAAUCAGCCAAUGGGAGAAUCAAUCGCACAAAACAGAUCACUCACUGUUCACGAACGCCCAAGUGAAUAUCACUCCGAUAUACCCAACCGCCAUGAAAAGCUCCGCCACAUCGAGCGAGUAUCCGCCGAACGAGACCGUCGAGUAAAAUGCCACGCGACGGAAAAUGUACUUCAAAGCGGCGGGGAGACGCAUGAACGCCGUGGGAGGACUGGGAGGGACUCCAUUCCUGCGACGAAGACGAUGGACGAGCGCCGAAGUGAUGUUGACGAGGGUGAGGAGCGCGAUGCAGCCUGCGAAGAAGUACCAAAUCUCGUACGGAUACCCAAGGUUGCGGGCGCUCGAGAUCUUGAAGUCGGGGCUCGCGUAGGGGUUCGGUUUGGCGGAAGGCUGCGCUGGGUGGCUCGGAGCGGAGGGAGGAGUCAUGGUCGAGUUCGUUUCAGCGCAGCGAUUGUGCAGAAACUCAAUCUCCUCGCUCCUUCCUUAUGAAUAUAUUCAUUCGCCAGGCCUCUCUCCCUGCUCCACCGGGCAACGAAAGAACACAUGAGAUCGGGCCCAUAUCUUUACCGGAUGCUCGUUUGAUCCACAUUGGUUGACCCUUCGCCCCACGUGAAUGGGCGAUAGGGUAAGUCCUGAAAUACACCCAGCAAUUCUCCGUCGCUUCGGAAGUUGUCUUCAUAUCGUCAACGACGGCUUCUGAGCUUGUGAGCCAG